Lolium rigidum is the source of this 1771-nucleotide messenger RNA. Its product is annotated as aldehyde dehydrogenase family 3 member H1-like. Lineage: Eukaryota; Viridiplantae; Streptophyta; Magnoliopsida; Poales; Poaceae. Gene Ontology annotation, molecular function: aldehyde dehydrogenase (NAD+) activity. The record is from RefSeq and is a predicted model, not a curated record. The transcript is spliced from 10 exons. Gene Ontology annotation, biological process: aldehyde metabolic process. Gene Ontology annotation, cellular component: cytoplasm. The coding region runs from base 122 to 1567 and encodes 481 amino acids.
UCUCCAUCCCUGCGUGCACGCUUCCCUCCUACCCCCACCAUCCCUCCUCUGUUUCUCGCCUUAUCUCCAUUGCCGCCCGAGCUCGAGCUAGCAGCCAAGGGGAGCGAGCGAGCGAGCUGUCAUGGCGGUGGAGGCGGCGACGCUGUUGCAGGGGCUCCGGGCCAGCUUCAGGUCGGGGCGGACGCGGCCGGCCGAGUGGCGGGCGGCGCAGCUCAAGUCGCUGGUCAGGAUGAUCGAGGAGAAGGAGGACGACAUCAGCAACGCGCUCCACACCGACCUCGCCAAGCCGCGCAUGGAGUCCUACCUCCACGAGAUAUCACUGGCGAAAGGGGCCUGCAUAUUUGCCUUGAAGGGUCUGAAGAACUGGAUGAAACCCGACAAGGUACCUGCUGCCAUAACUACAUUCCCAUCCACUGCUACAAUUGUGCCGGAGCCCCUCGGUGUCGUGCUCAUCAUCUCAGCCUGGAACUACCCUUUCUUGCUAUCGAUCGAGCCUGUUAUUGGUGCGAUUGCUGCUGGGAAUGCUGUAGUGCUGAAGCCAUCAGAAAUUGCGCCAGCAACAUCAUCAUUGUUCGCGAAGCUGCUACCAGAGUAUGUUGAUGGCUCCUGUAUAAAAGUUGUAGAGGGAGGCAUUAAUGAAACAACCUCACUCUUGGAACAAAAAUGGGACAAGAUCUUCUACACGGGAAAUGGAUAUGUAGCCCGGAUAGUGAUGGCAGCUGCAGCGAAGCAUCUAACCCCGGUUGCUCUGGAGCUCGGUGGAAAGUGCCCUGUUAUUGUUGAUUCUAACGUUGAUCUUCAUGUUGCUGUUAAGAGGAUUGCUGUUGGUAAAUGGGGCUGUAACAAUGGCCAGGCGUGCAUUGCUCCGGAUUACAUCAUAACGACGAAAGCAUUUGUUACAGAGCUGGUCGACUCUUUGAAAAGAGUGUUGGUAAGGUUCUACGGGGAGGAUCCGUUGCAAUCAGAGGACCUGUCUCGUAUUGUGAAUGCUAAUCAUUUCAACAGAGUGAUAAAGUUGAUAGAAGAUAAGAAAGUCGCCGACAAGAUUGUGCUUGGUGGCCAGAUAGAUGAGAAACAACUAAAAAUAGCCCCUACGGUGUUGGUAGAUGUUCCUCUCGAUACACAACUCAUGAUAGGGGAAAUAUUUGGCCCAUUGCUUCCAAUUGUAACGGUCGAAAAGAUUGAAGAAAGCAUUGACUACAUCAACGCUGGGACAAAGCCGCUCGCAGCCUACCUCUUCACCAAGAACAAGAAGCUGCAAGAGGACUUCAUCGCAAACGUCUCUGCAGGAGGCAUGCUUGUCAACGACGUUGCCCUACACCUGACGAACCCGCAUUUGCCGUUCGGGGGCGUGGGCGACAGUGGCAUAGGGUCGUACCACGGCAAGUUCAGCUUCGACUGCUUCAGCCACAAGAAGGCGGUGCUGGUCCGCGGGUUCGGUGGGGAGGCCAACGCGAGGUACCCACCUUACACGGUGGAGAAGCAGAAGAUUCUGAGGGGCCUCAUCAAUGGCAGCUUCUUUGCGCUCAUCCUUGCGCUCUUGGGGUUCCCAAGGGAGAAGCGUUAGCUGGGUUGAGUAUCUGUCUUUGUCUAUCUCUGGUACAGCAUAUAACAGGAUCUGUUCAUUCUCAUGAGGGUGGUGUGGUGCGCUGCAAAGCUGCAUCCGUGCAUGCGUGUGUUCAACAGGUAUACCAUAUGAGGUUAUUAUCGGAUUCGUGGAUGUAAGUUAGUUGGAUUUUACAUAAAUAUAUACGUCUGGUUUGUCAGUUAA